Molecule: messenger RNA, 411 nt
Organism: Lathyrus sativus (Indian pea)
Lineage: Eukaryota; Viridiplantae; Streptophyta; Magnoliopsida; Fabales; Fabaceae
Source: the annotation of a GenBank genome assembly
AUGUUAUCAGGUUUACGUAUCAACUUUUGGAAGAGUAAUCGCUUUAGGAUUGGUUGUGAGACUGAUUUUCUUGUUGGUAUUGCAAGUUUUUUGAGUUGUAGAGUUGGUUCUUUUCCUUUUAGAUUCCUUGGUUUGGACAUUGGAGUUAACCUCCCUAUCCAUGACUUCUCUUUCUUUAAGUCCCCAAGGAAAAUGUUGAUACGCAAAGCAUACCCUAUAUUUCUUGGGAUAAGGUCUGUUGUGAUAGAAUCAGAGGAGGGUUGGGCAUCAAGGACCUUAACAAAUUUAACAAUGCUUUACUCUCCAAAUGGCUACGGCGAUGCAUUUCUGAGCCUGAUGAGAUCUGGCGAGGCAUCCUGGAAAUUUUUUAUGGUAAGUCUCAUUCCUGAAUAUUUCUCAAGAAUAAGCUAA